UCCAGGUUGCGGCGGCGGGACCGGGGCCGCUGCCGGGGCGGUGGCGGGCGGCCGGGCACCAUGGCCGAGUCCCAGCUGAUCUGCCUGGACGAGACCCACGUGAACGAGCGGGUGACCGAGGCGCAGGCCGCCUUCUACUACUGCGAGCGGCGGCGGGCCGCGCUGGAGGCGCUGCUGGGCGGCGGCGAGCAGGCCUACCGCGAGCGGGUCAAGAAGGAACGGCUGCGGGACUUCUUGUCCAGCCAGGAGCGCCAGGCCCUCCGCGCCUCCUGGAGCCCCUACGAGGACCCCGCCCCUGCCGCCGGCUCCACCAACCGGGGCAAAAGCAAGGCCAAGGCCAAGGCCCCGCCGCAGGCCCCAGCAGAGCCCGGCGAGUCCCUGGCCUACUGGCCCGACCUCUCCGACACCGAGGUGCCCCCGCUGGACCUGGGCUGGACCGACACGGGUGUUUACCGCGGUGUGAGUCGUGUCACCCUCUUCACCCACCCCCCUAAGGAGGAGAAGGCGCCCCACCUCAAGCAGGUGGUCAGGCAGAUGAUCCAACAGGCCCAGAAGGUCAUCGCUGUGGUCAUGGACCUCUUCACAGAUGGCGAUAUCUUCCAAGACAUUGUGGAUGCUGCCUUUAAGCGCCGGGUCCCCGUGUACAUCAUCCUCGACGAGGCGGGCGUGAAGUGUUUCCUGGAGAUGUGUCAGGGCCUGGAGCUUGCCGACUUCCGCAUUCGGAACAUCCGUGUCCGUUCCGUGACAGGCGUUGGCUUCUGCAUGCCCAUGGGGAAGAUCAAGGGGACCUUGUCAUCCAAGUUCUUAAUGGUGGACGGUGAGAAAGUAGCCACGGGGUCUUACAGGUUCACCUGGAGUUCCUCCUACACGGACAGGAACCUUCUCCUCCUCCUGACGGGGCAGAACGUGGAGCCCUUCGACCAGGAGUUCCGGGAACUGUACGCCAUCUCCGAGGAGGUGAACUUGUACCGGCUGCUGGGCCUGGCCGGAGGGGCAGGCAGGGCCGGCCUCACCUCCACUGUGGCCCGCAAACUGAUCAACCCCAAGUACGCCCUGGUGUCCGGCAGCCGCCACCCGCCGGGGGAGAUGAUGCGCUGGGCCACCCAGCGGCAGCGGGAGGCCGGCGCCAACCCCGAGGGGCAGGAGGAGGGCAGCAGGGGCGAGUCGGCCCGGCGGCUGGAGACCUUCCUGAACGACUUGGUCACGCUGGAGCAGGUGCUGCCCCCCGUGGAGCCCGUCCCCGCGGGAGAGCUGCGUCCGAAGGAUGGCAGGGCGGUCUCUCACCCGCACAUGGACCUCAGACCCCGGGGGGAGCUCGCCCAAAACGGCAAGGGAGAAGCUGCCAACGGGGAGGCCACCCCAGCCAAGGCGGGCAAGGGCUUGAGCCGCAGGCUCUUCAGUCGCCGGGCCAAGAGGCCUGCGGCCCCCAACGGCAUGUCCAGCUCCCUGUCCACCGAGACCUUCCCCGAAGCGGAGCUUGUGAUGGGAAAGAGGCCCAGUGACAGCUGCAGUACCAGCGCCUCAGGUAAAACAAGUCCCAGUCCUGCCAAGAACAGCAACUGCGUGAUUUCCUGAGCCUCGGGCCAGUGGUGGCAGGACCUGUGGAUGCCCCGCUGUCCUGUCCUGUGGAGAACACAGGUGAAACUCUGCACCAGUUUGCACAUCGGACCCCCACUGUCCUCCUGCCCAGCAGCCUCCAUCCUGGCCUCAAGGACCCUGAAUCCCAGAUGUGAGGGGUUGCCGCGUCUCAAGGCAGCCAUACGCCUCCGCAAGACUGUCGGCGGCUGGGCAGGGGCCGCUCCUCCUUGUUUACAUGAAGUGGAAGCUUGACUAGUGUCCACUCUCUUUUAUGCCUGACCCCCUUCUCUCACUGGUCCAGCCUCGCCCUGCAGGGCCCCAGAUGGGGUGAGCCCGUAUCCGAAUGCCUUAGUGUGACAGGGUCUCCAGGGCAGCCCCGGCCCCCUGACUUCUCCUUCCCUGGGCUUCCUGGUGUUUCUGCCCACCCCCAUCCCCCCCGCCCCCAGGUUUGGUGGAAUAAAAGGGAAGAAGACAGGGCUUUGAGCCAGGGACCGAGUCUUGCUCUAGCCUCUGAACUGAAUGUAGAAGAUGCUAGGUCAGCCAGGUCACUGGCUCCUGGGGCCUUCGGUUGGUGCCAACAGACUCCUGCGCUAGACUCGGAAUGGAUUGGAUCGAGGGGAAGCUCUCUCACUGGGAGACGGUGGGAGAACUUGACACUGUUGACUAGCCCUUGUCCUGAGGUCUCCUUCCUUCCCCUCCCUCUGCCCUAUCUGGGCACUCUCUGCCCCGGGGGUCCAGGCCUCCUUGGCUGUUGCCCUGCUGCAAGCCAUUACCGGUUUCUCUUUGUGCCUUUCCCUGGGGUCGUUCCCUCCGCUUAACGUGCCUGGAUUUGCAGCCCAAGGCCGGGAGAGAGCUUGGCCAAGGAGUGGGUUUCCGUGGUGUGGGAGGCUGGGCCCGCUGGACAGCAGCACUUGCCCUCCCCACCCCCAUCCCCCACCUGAGGUGGUCCAUGAUCCCCUUCACCAGACAGGACUCAGGUCCCUUCUCUAGUUACAUUUUAGCCAAAGACCAGCCUUAGCCCCCUGCCAAAAGUCAGGCUGUGUUUAGGGCCCUCAGCCUCUCCAACGGGCCUAAGGCCACAGCGCCAGGCCAGAGAUCUGCCUAAAUCAUACACUGCUCCCUCCCCACUGGGGUGACUGGGGUGUCCGAGGAGAGAGUUUGUGAAUGCACACCAGAGAAGCCGCUGACUUGCAGGCUCUGCGAGCAGGGCCCCUGGGGGAGUGCUGGGGGUCGGAGCCACUGCCGUGAACCCGUGAAAGCACCAGGCUGCUUGGCCGCUCAGCCUCACUUUUGAACCAAACACUUGUCCUGUGUCCUUCCUUCUGCAAAAUCCUGGGGCACCAGCAGCACCGGGGGGAGGGGCCUAGGUGUUGGCAGGAGGCUGGUGUGGGGGGGGUGUGGCUGCACUGAGGUGAACCAGAGGUCCUUUGAGGAGCAGGAAAUGGACAGCACAGUGCGGUCGUUGGAGAAGAACCUGGUGGAGGUGGGGGUGGGGGGGAGGCGGAUGAUCCUGGUUCCCAGGGCUCCUCUGUUCAUCCUGAGGUUAGACCCUGACCCACCUCCCUGAGCUUUUGUGAGGAUUAAACACUUUCUGGGAAGUGCUUCCUUAUGCACCAAG
Phyllostomus hastatus (greater spear-nosed bat) is the source of this 3196-nucleotide messenger RNA. It is a transcript of the gene SACK1F, whose product is annotated as family with sequence similarity 83 member F. The record is from RefSeq and is a predicted model, not a curated record. The transcript has 5 exons. Bases 61 to 1575 code for a protein of 504 amino acids. NCBI's taxonomy places the organism in Eukaryota, Metazoa, Chordata, Mammalia, Chiroptera, Phyllostomidae.